Monoraphidium neglectum is the source of this 612-nucleotide messenger RNA. RefSeq lists its product as hypothetical. The coding region runs from base 1 to 612 and encodes 203 amino acids. The transcript has 5 exons. Lineage: Eukaryota; Viridiplantae; Chlorophyta; Chlorophyceae; Sphaeropleales; Selenastraceae. The record is from RefSeq and is a predicted model, not a curated record.
AUGGCAGUGAGCGCCGCGUCCGCCGGCCGCGUGCUGCUCUCGGGCGACGCCAGCGCCACGGCGGCGACCAAGGAUACUAAGCAGGGCGGCAAAUUUGACGGCAAGGGCAUCAUCAAGAGCCUCAUCCUCGGCAAGGGCGGCGGUGGCGACACGAGCGGGCCCGCUCCGAUCUACACUGCGCCCACCGCGACGCGCGUGGUGGUGCAGCAAGUCAAAGUGCCUGUACCGACGCCGGUGCCCGUGCCCGUCCCCAACCCGGUGCCGACCCCAGUGGAGGUCCAGGUCCCAGUGCCGACACCCGUCCCAGUGCCCGUGCCGGUGCCUCAGCCUGUCUACCCGCAGCCCGCCCCCGUCCCCCAGCCCGCCUAUCAGCCAGCAUACCAGCAGCCGGUGUACCAGCCUACCUAUCAGCAGCCUGUGUACCAGCCCGCAUACCAGCAGCCCGUCAUCUACCAGCAGCCCGUGUACGCCCAGCCCGUGGUGCAGUACGCCCAGCCUGUCGUGCAGUACGCCCAGCCUGUUGUGCAGUACGCCCAGCCCGUCUACGCGGCCACCACGGGAGGGUUUGGCAAGGGCAAGGGAGCCCUCGGGAAGAUCUUCGGACGAAAGUAA